Messenger RNA from Folsomia candida, 1757 nucleotides. RefSeq lists its product as uncharacterized. Lineage: Eukaryota; Metazoa; Arthropoda; Collembola; Entomobryomorpha; Isotomidae. Bases 143 to 499 code for a protein of 118 amino acids. The record is from RefSeq and is a predicted model, not a curated record. The transcript has 2 exons.
AUUAUUAAGCCAGAAAAUCAGAUAAGUGCGUAAUUAAACCAUAUAAUUAUUUGUAUUUAAGCAACCUUCAAAGUCACGGUCAAGGUACAAUCAUCCUCACACUUUGGCAGAGCAUUAUUCCCUUGAACUUGACUUUUCCAAAAUGUUCAUAAAAGUCGUUUGCGUCUUCCUCGUCGCCGUGGUCAUCACGCCCCGCCACGUCCUCGGCGCCACACAAGCUUACAACUGCGUGCGUGAUGGCUACUUCAAAAUCAACACGGCAGAUAUUCCGGUCUACUGUCCAGGGACUUCGACUAGCGCAACUCAAACAUUCUGCGACUACGUCCUCUGUUCGUACUACCCGUCCUUGGGCAGAUUCACCCGGACGUUUUACACCUGUCCCUUGGACAUUGACCCGUUAAACUUAACCAAAGACGAGAACGAGUUUAACGAAGCGACACAAACUUGUCAGCCACGAGCAGCCGCUACAACUCCAGCACCCGCUCCUGGGGGGACAUAGGUACGAAAUGUGCUACCUAAUAACGAACUUACGAUUUAACAACUUAUUAACUUAAUAACUUAACAAAAAGUAAUCACCCACAUGAAUACGAUUACUUUAAUUUGCAUAAUAUGCAUAAUAUAAAUAUAUAUUUGCGUAAUAUAAAUUACAUAAUAAAAUUGUUCAACAUAUAUGUUACUACUGUUGACUGUAGAGUUGUAUAGGAAAGUAAAGUCUAUCAAUUAUUUUCUAAAUUAAAUAUAGCAAUUUUUUGCAUAUAGGAAUAUUAUUAAUCGGCCCAGUAAAAUAGUAAAAAAUACCCAGUAAAGUGGUAAAAACCAAUAAUAGUAACUGUUGCCCAGAUAAAUAGUUUUAUGAACCCAAUAUUAAAGUAAAAAGGUCCAAUAAUGUUGUUCGCCAAAUUACCUUAUUAACACAAUAUUAAGCGUGAUAUGCAAAUACAUAGUGGUAGGUAUCUUUUACUCAGAGCUUGAAACUUAGCCAUCUAAACAGAUAAAUUAUUGCAGUCAGUCACCCUCUCGUUGUUCAUAGUUCUUGUCAGUUUUUUGCCAUGGCCUCCCAAACUUCAGACGACUUCAAAUUUAUAUUUGAAAGUUUAAAGAAAGGUACCACCGAGGAAUACAAGCCUAGUAUUCUAAUAGCCGACGCGUCAGAAUCCAUCACAAAUGGAUUUAAAGAAGCGUUCGGUUCGGACAUUACCCGUAUUUACUGCUGGUUCCACUUGUGCAAAAAUAUCGAUGCCCGACGUUCUACUAUCAAGGACAAAGACGGUCGAAAGAGCGAAUACCAGGAUUACCUAACUCAAAAUCAUUUCAUUAAGAACCAUCUGUGUCCCUCGCAUUGCAGACAUCUGCUUUUAACUCGGUUCAAAACAAACCCGAUAUCAAAUAUCGUACCUAUGAUGACAAUGUUACCACAUAGUUCAUUUCAGCAGCAAAUCAACCAAAACUUAAGGAGGACGAUAUCAAUAGAUAUUUACGAUUAAGAGAACGACGAAGUUGAAAGACUUUUGACACAUACAAGAGUUGUUUAGGCAGGCUAUGGUUAGUGAAAUUUAAUACUCAUCAGUGAAUUAAAUCUUCACGCUCGAGCCCUGCAUUCUUAAAAAUGUAUUUAUGUAAACACAUAAUGGCAUUGCUAUUGUACACAAAUUGUUUGGCCCUGGAUGCAAUUCCAAAGCCAAGAAGGCAUUAAUUCCUAUGUAAAAAUUUAUCAUCGAAUAAGGUGGAGGAAAUAAAUAUUUGAUUUAUGUUUAUAA